CUCCCCGCCAGAGCCAUGAGCGGCUGCCGGUACAAUGGGGGGGUGACACGGCCCCGGGGCCCCCUGAGCGCCUCCGUCCGCUCCCUGCACCCGCUCGAGGGGGAGACCCAGCCCCUGCGGCCCUGCCCGUCCCCCGGCCUCGAGGUGGUGGUGUCGCGGCCGGAGCAGCCCGGGGGUCCGGAGCCCGGCCCGGCGGCGGCCCCGGGGCAGGAUGGGGCUGAGGAGCGGGGAGGGGAACCCCGGAGGAACCAGAACAUCGGGUACAAGCUGGGCCACCGGCGAGCCCUCUUCGAGAAGCGGAAGCGCCUCAGCGAUUACGCCCUGAUCUUCGGGAUGUUCGGCAUCGUGGUCAUGGUCACGGAGACGGAGCUGUCCUGGGGGGUCUACACCAAGGAGUCGUCGUAUUCGUUUGCACUGAAAUGCCUUAUCAGCCUCUCGACCCUCAUCCUCCUGGGGCUCAUCGUCAUGUACCACGCCAGGGAGAUCCAGCUGUUCAUGGUGGACAACGGCGCCGACGACUGGCGCAUCGCCAUGACCUACGAGCGCAUCUUCUUCAUCGCGCUGGAGCUCAUCGUGUGCGCCAUCCACCCCAUCCCCGGGCAGUACCUGUUCACCUGGACCGCCCGCCUGGCCUUCACCUACGCCGCCUCCGUGGCCGACGCCGACGUGGACAUCAUCCUGUCCAUCCCCAUGUUCCUGCGGCUCUACCUGAUCGGGCGCGUGAUGCUCCUGCACAGCAAACUCUUCACCGACGCCUCGUCCCGCAGCAUCGGGGCCCUCAACAAGAUCAACUUCAACACCCGCUUCGUCAUGAAGACCCUCAUGACCAUCUGCCCCGGCACCGUCCUGCUGGUGUUCAGCAUCUCCUCCUGGAUCAUCGCCGCCUGGACCGUCCGCGUCUGCGAGAGGUACCACGACAAGCAGGAGGUGACCAGCAACUUCCUGGGGGCCAUGUGGCUGAUCUCCAUCACCUUCCUGUCCAUCGGCUACGGGGACAUGGUGCCGCACACCUACUGCGGGAAGGGCGUCUGCCUGCUCACCGGCAUCAUGGUGAGCGCCGCGAAGCUGAGGAGUGUGAAGAUGGAGCAGCGGAAGCUCAACGACCAGGCCAACACUCUGGUGGACCUGGCCAAGACCCAGAACAUCAUGUACGACAUGGUCUCGGAGCUGCAGGAGCGCCACGAGGACCUGGAGAAGCGACUGGGAGCCCUGGAGAGCAAACUGGAGGCGCUGGGGCUGAGCCUGCUGGCCCUGCCCGGGCUGGUGAGCCAGGCCCUGGGCCAGCAGCAGAGGGAGCUCCUGGGGGCUUGGCCCCCCCGGCUCUGCUCGGCCACGGCCCCCUGCACCCCCACCCGCGCCCCCCGUGCCCCUGCCGGAGCCCCCCCCGCCUCUGACAGCGGGUGAGGGGGUGGGGGGUGCUGGGGGCACCCCCGGGUGCCCUUUUACAACCCCCUCCACCCCCUUGGACGGCGGGUGAUGGGGAGGGGGCUGUGGGGGCACCCCCGGGUCCUCCUCUGUCACCUCCUCCCUCUUCGGACAGCGGGUGAUGGGGGGGCACCCCCAGGUCCCCUUGCACCCCCACCCCCACCAAGGACAGUGGGUGAGGGGGUGGGGGGGUUAUGGGGGCACCCGCAGGUCCCCCUUUGUCACCCCCCCACCUCCUCAGACAGCGGGUGAUGGGGAGGGGGGGUCUGGGGGGGCCCCUCUUAUGUCUGGCCAUCGUGUGGCUGAUUUCAGUAGCUUUGUUCUGUAAAGCCCUGUAUAAAUUUCCUGCGUUCACUGUG
Molecule: messenger RNA, 1784 nt
Organism: Lepidothrix coronata (blue-crowned manakin)
Lineage: Eukaryota; Metazoa; Chordata; Aves; Passeriformes; Pipridae
Gene: KCNN1
Product: potassium calcium-activated channel subfamily N member 1
Exons: 7
Coding region: 16-1404 (462 amino acids)
Biological process (GO): potassium ion transmembrane transport
Cellular component (GO): neuron projection; plasma membrane; neuronal cell body
Molecular function (GO): calmodulin binding; small conductance calcium-activated potassium channel activity
Source: RefSeq, a predicted model, not a curated record